CUCCAUCCGGUCUGACGCUAAGUGAGAGUCAACAUUUGAGAGUGCUGUUAGUUGUAUCGCUCAGAGUGACAAAUUUUGUAUAUAUUUAUUGUUGUUUACAGAUAUUUAGCCGCUCACUUUUGGUUGGUUACUAGUUCUCUACAAUUUGGUGAUAACAAAUGGAAAUGCGGAUUUUCGGUGAUCUUUUUGUUGAACAAACGUGAACUGUUGGAUAAUAGAGGAGAAUUUUGGGGAAAAUACCUCAAAUAAUUCAUUGUUUCUGUAAAUAAUAGAUCCGGCUGCAUUGCGUAUUUGGUGGCAGUUCUACAAAUUAUACAGUUCCAAAAAUUUAACAAUUAUUUUCGAGAAAUUUUUGUGCUGACGGAUCAAUUUGAAGUUGCACGCGAUUGAGGUGUUUCAACAUUUCGCCAUACAAAUUACUGUUUCGCACAUGCGUUAAUCUCAUCGGCGAAAGUAGAGCGAAAAAUGGAAAGUAAAGUCCGUUCCAAAUCACCAGGCAGUUUGCUACUUCUUCGAAAUUUUGAUCGCUACCGAUAAAUUAAAAUGCAAAUAUUUUGCAAAUGAAGGUAUAUUUCGCAAUCUUCAUUUGUGCUAACAGGAUUUAAAGUUAUGAUAUAUUUGCACCCAAUUUGGAUUAAAUAGGCCGAGUUUUCUGAGGGAAGCCCUUACUUUAAUAGUUCCUAGUACCUUUACUAUAAAAUUUACUUUUUCUAAAGUUUUUCGUCUGCUUUGAUGGACUUUAGGAAAAAUCCCUUUUUGGCUGUAAACUCGUCAAAGUACCAACACUUUUUUUUACAGCAGAUAACAUUCCGUAUCGUGAUCCUUUGUUCUAAAUGUUAUAGCUUAAUUUGUAGUUUUGUUAAAUCCCUUUUUUGUUUAACUGCAUUUUUUAAUCGUUGCAAUAGUUUGAUCUUAUCCAUACCAAUAUCAAUCUUUUCAUAGUGUCUGGAAUUAGUGUGCUAUGUUUUGUCAAGAAAUAUCGAUCAAAUUAUCAAUUUAUCAAAUACACUUCUUUAGCGUAACCAUCCACCGUUGAUGAAAAGUGGUUCAGUAACAAAAACGUCAAGCGAAAACGAUCGAAAUCGAUCAAAAGGUGGGCGGCAAAGCAAUGAUUGACGGGCAGGAAGGUUUCGCUAUGCGUGUGAUGGAUUUGACAGACAAUAAUUUACUUUGACCCACCCUCCUACGUCCAAAUUUAAUUCAAACCUGUACUGUCAACAAUGGGAUGUUUGAAGGAAGCAAUUGCUUAGAAGGGUAUAAGACAUCCAAUGGUUGGAAGUUCGUGGCACCUUUGCUUAAAGCACGAUACGAUGCCGGUGCAGUGGCUUUCAAUGGUAAAAUUUACAUAAUGGGCGGCAACUGGUAUAAUGGUUACUUAAAAAGUGUUGAAUGCUAUAAUACCGAUUCGAAGAGUUGGAGUAAAUGUGCAGAUAUGAGAUAUAAUCAUGUAAAGCCUGCUGUAGCUGUACACAAUGGUCACAUCUAUGUUUUUGGCGCUUAUUAUGGUUCCACCAACAGGGGUGUUGUUGAACGUUACGAUCCUCAGCGAGACACGUGGUCUCAGAUUUGCUCUCUGGAAGGUGAUCCGUGGGGCAUUCUCGCUUUCGUAUCUUUUGACAAUAAAUUAUGGACUAUUGGUCACCGCAGUGAGCAGAGAAUUACAGGAGUAGCAGUGUACGAUGAGGCAAAUGACAAUUGGGUGCGGAAGAGAUCAUUGCCCAAAGGAGAAAUAUAUUCUUGUUUUGUUGUUUCUUUGCCUUUACUGACAUCAAAAUAAACAAACAACAUUUCUAUUGUUGUUUGUGUUAAUAAACUUAUAAGAAAUACACAAAAUCUGGUUAAUUUUCGAUUUGAAAGAAGCGGCAAACUAAUUUCUGUCUAACGCGAACCAAAAACUGAACGGUAAAAGUUUGUUGUAAUUGUCAAUGCUUUCGUUCUUGUUUUGGAAUAUAUAUAUAUAAAUAAUUUUUUUGUACAUCUGUAUCUCUAGCAGUGCUUGCAAAAAUUUGGCUUUGUUUGUAAAUGAAAUAUAGAGGAACUAAUUGAAAAAUCGAACACAUAAGAUUGGUCGCAAAGAGUGGUGGAAAUAAAAUUAUUAUUACAAUCACAGUUAUGUUAAUAAGUAAAUGAAUAAAGAAUAAAUAACAAAAAACAUUAAAAAGAAAAAAA
Zeugodacus cucurbitae (melon fly) is the source of this 2169-nucleotide messenger RNA. Its product is annotated as kelch-like protein 3. Bases 1226 to 1777 code for a protein of 183 amino acids. Lineage: Eukaryota; Metazoa; Arthropoda; Insecta; Diptera; Tephritidae. Gene Ontology annotation, molecular function: protein binding. The record is from RefSeq and is a predicted model, not a curated record. The transcript is spliced from 4 exons.